Cavia porcellus (domestic guinea pig) is the source of this 977-nucleotide messenger RNA. RefSeq names its product heterogeneous nuclear ribonucleoprotein C-like. The coding region runs from base 159 to 578 and encodes 139 amino acids. The record is from RefSeq and is a predicted model, not a curated record. NCBI's taxonomy places the organism in Eukaryota, Metazoa, Chordata, Mammalia, Rodentia, Caviidae. The transcript is spliced from 2 exons.
CACUGAGAAUCUCGAUAUUCCCGUGGUAAAGAAGUGUGAUGUAUCAGGACGGGAUGCACAGUUACCCCUCACGUGCUCCUCUUCCUCCUCCCAGUGCUCGGGCUGUCCUGCCCUGCAGAUGACAGCCUGCGUCCGGAAACACUUCAGGAGGGGCGAAGAUGACUUCAAUUGCAAGAGCGGCCGGGGAAUCUUCUUCCCAGCCUGGAAAGCUGAAAGGAGAUGACUUUCAGGCCCUGAAGGAGGAGCUGAACCACGUAAAAGAAAAAGCGGGUUCUUCACUGGAAAGCCUGCAGAAAAUUGAAAAGGAACAGAGCAGAGAAGCUGUAGAGCGGAAGAAUGGAGGCUCAAGGGGAGCAGAGGAGCGCCCCCCUGCGGAAGGAGGAGACCGCUGUGGAGACGGAGACCCCUGCAGCUGCAGAGCGCUGGGGAGGAGCAACUGCUGGGCCACGAAGGUGGGGAAGAUGAGGCUGAGACCAGCUGGAGCUGAUCAAGGGUGUGAAAAAGAGACUGAGAAAGGAGAGGGUGACCGAGGCAGCGCCAAUGGUGAGGAUGGCUCCUGCGCACACGGUGGGGUUUAGAAGUCUUGCUCAUAAUUUUUUCACACAGGAAGUCUGGGCCCCUCUGUCCUCUGCAUGGAUGAAGACCCUUCCAUCCACACAGCUGACAGUGGAGCAGCCUGCUGAGCGCUGUCCUGGCUCUCUUCCUCACCAUGUUCCUGGUUCCCAGGCAGUGGCUCUGUCAGUAUGGCCACUGAUGUACAAGUGCUUUGCGGAUUCUCUGUUUACUGCCUCAUCUCACUUUUAGGGAAGCAACCAAGUGUUUGAUCUGGAUAUUACCAUGACACCCAUGUUGAGGUAAAACAAUGAAGUUUCAUGCAUUGUACUAUUACUUGUUCUAUGCAUGUUAAAAAGCCUUUAUAUCACUAUAUCUACAGGAGGUAUGUGAGUGAAUAUAUAUAUAUAUAUAUAUAUAUAUAU